Messenger RNA from Drosophila arizonae, 870 nucleotides. RefSeq names its product Phosphomevalonate kinase (gene Pmvk). Gene Ontology annotation, biological process: cholesterol biosynthetic process; isopentenyl diphosphate biosynthetic process, mevalonate pathway. Lineage: Eukaryota; Metazoa; Arthropoda; Insecta; Diptera; Drosophilidae. Gene Ontology annotation, cellular component: cytoplasm. The record is from RefSeq and is a predicted model, not a curated record. Gene Ontology annotation, molecular function: phosphomevalonate kinase activity.
ACUUUUUCCAUCAGCUGAAUAAAGAAAAAAAAAAACACCUAUUUGUAAACAAUUUAAAUUUGGGCAAAAGGAGAACAAGACUAAUUUACAUAAGUACAAAGAUGUAAUAAAUAGCUGAAAAUGCCAACUUUGACACGCUGUCUCGCAUAAAUUAACGGUCGAAUUAUAUUGGACAAGUCACGUAGUCAUUUAAGCAAAAAGCGCAGUGAAGAGUGAAAGUUGCUUAGCUAAGAAAAUAUGAAAAAAAUAUUUUUAAUUAGUGGCAAACGAAAAUGUGGUAAGGAUUUCAUUUCAGAGAGAUUGUUAAACCGUCUGGCAGAUCGGGCCCUGAUCGUUCGCAUCUCGGAGCCGAUUAAAAAGGAAUGGGCGAACAAGCUGCAACUGGAUAUACAGGCUAUGCUCAGCGAUGGCCCCUAUAAGGAGCAAUAUAGGCGGGACAUGAUCGUGUGGAGCGAUGAGGUGCGUCGCAGAGAUUACGGCUUCUUUUGUCGUGCGGCCAUGGAGCAGGCGCCCGUGGGUGAGGUGGACUAUGUCAUUGUCAGCGAUGUACGCCGUAAGAACGAUAUACGCUGGUUCCGUGAGACGUACGGCCCCCAAAUGGUGCAAACACUACGUUUGACGUCGUUGCCAGAGACUCGCAAAGCGAGAGGCUGGCAAUUCACUGUGGGCGUGGAUGACGAGCCAUCCGAAUGUGAUUUGGAUGACAGCUCCUUUGACUAUGUGCUAGCGAAUGAUAAGGACGACCAGAGUGGGGAGCAGCUAAUUGAUCAAAUUAUGGCUAUGCUACAGAUUAGCUAAUUAAAGUGGCCUUCUCAUAUAUGUAUAGAUAUAUAACAAAUAUAUUUUUGAUAUCAAUUAUCUUUUUGAACG